CAUUCGCAUCCAACACCCACUCUGCUCCUCCCACUGUAACUGGCUCUUUGCCGCAUACUAACUCAUCUGCAGCAGCCCUGGACUCUCAUUGUUCUUUUCCUGCUUCUCUCUUGGUCAUGUUUGUCCAAUUGCCGUCUUGUUUUCUCUUCAACCACAGCGUGCUAUUUGACCAGCACCCUCCGCACCUUCAAUCACCAGCGACCAUAUCUCCUCCAUGACGCGUUUUCACUACCCUGUCUCGUGGAGCCCUUGAAUCUGUUCCUGGCACCACCUUACGCUCGUUGCCCGCUGCUCCCGGCUCGAGAGCACGACCUACCCUGCGACCGCCAGGAUGGUGCUCUUUAAGAGAAAACCCGUCCGCUACCUUCCACAUCCCUACAUCGACGACCAAGAAUGCGACGUCUGGGUCGUCUCCGAGUCUAACGAAGUAUUCACAUCCUACGAUGCCUACCUCGAGCGCAUGGACUUUUUCAAGUCCAAAAGAUUUACAUGCGAGGUCACUGGUCGCUCCGGCUUGACUUUCUUCGAUGCUCUUCGAAGUGAACAAGCAGGCUCGAAAGAGAUUGACGAGGCGUUCCCUCAGGCUCUUCGCGAACCCGUCUUGCGCCGAGUCCAGUUCUCCACCACGUCCCGCAUUGACAACCUGGUGGAAGAAGUAUUUAAUGAAUUCAAGAACGAUUUCUACCCCGGGGAACUGGUCACGAUCAUCCUAAACGACUCCUCACGGCUCAAUGGACGUGUAAGAGACAAGGCAAAGUUUGCGGAGAUCAGAGGACCCGAUGGCUCGGUAUCAAGACGUGCAUUCUCUAGAUACUUUGUCAGGAUUAUCGACCGACCGGAUGAGGAGGCUCUGGUUGAUGAUCAACAUAUCGCCCGAGAUCGGAAGGUCUUUACAAAGCAAAUGCUUCGUUCGUUCAUCAAGAACGCAGUCACCCGCGAGGGAUGGAUUGGCGCUCCGUGGCUGGUCAAGCCAGAGAUUGCUGAACGAUUCCGGAUUGACACGAAUGUUCCUCCACAACUCCAGCACAGCAGCAAGGUGGCGGCGAAGAAGGCGGAGAAGAGGAACGCCAGUAUGGAGCAACAAGAUGGUAUGUUUGGUAUCUGGCAACCCAAUAAGUUCCCCGAACUGAAACCUGCGCCCAAAGCACGGAAAAGUCAGCAACACCAUCAGCAAGAGCAGAUGAAUCCGACUGCACGAGCCUAUCGUCCACCUCAUCCUGACCCUGGCUUAUUACCACGCUCAUGGGAGGAGCUUAUGCAAAAUUUUGCACCUCCACCUCCUGCAGGGUAUUUCCCUUACCUCCCAGGCUACUCGAAUCAGUACAUGCCGCCCAAUGGCCAUUACUAUCCUCCUCCGCAACCCCCGCCACAACCCAUGCCUCCCAAGCAGCAGGUAGUGGUAGAGAUCCCGCCACCACCUCCGCCGCCGAUCAAAUACCCCAUCGAUGAUCUUGAUGUCGAACCAGUCCGAGAUGGGACGCAUCGGCCAGCCUUGAAGUUUAUUACUGAGGAGCAGUGCUCCGAUGAGAAGCAAAUGGAGAACGUAAUUCCAGGCCUGAAAGAAGAAAACAUUGGUCUUCUCCUUGAGACCUGGAAUACCCUGAAUGUAUAUUGUCAGGUGCUCAAAUUAGAUUCCUUCACGUUCGACGAUUUUGUGGAGGCAAUGUUGUUUUCUUCGGCAGAUAUCGACUGUGAGAUGUUCGUUGAGGUGCACUGCGCGGUUCUCAAGCAACUGGUCAAGGGGGAAAAUGAAGACGAAGGAGCUAUACAGAUCUCUCUUCCGGACCUGCCAGAUCCCGACGAGUCAGAAGAAGAGUCCGAGGAGGAAGAAAGCAAGCUGCCCACACCCACACCGGAGCCUGAGUACCCUGCGAAGCGAACUCGAAGCAGUUUGAAUAAGGUCAAAUUUGCCGAACCAGAAUCAGAACCCGUUGUGGAAGAUGAAGUCGAAACUGUUCCCCACCGGGCAGCAGAGAUGUUUGCCGAAUAUGGUUGGAUCGAUCGACUUCGAAAGCGAGAUUUCCGUAAUGGAGGCUGGGAGCUAGUGAUGGUCGGUCUGCUUCAUCAGCUGGCGGGAAGACCACGGCUCACAGAUUUGUGCGUCAGGAUCCUUACACAUCUUGCCCCAUUAGACGCCGAGCCAACAAUAGACACUGCAAGGAUACAAUAUUCCACCAUGGACAUCAACCUGCGGGCGGAAGCUCUCCAGAUAAUCUGCCAACUCUUCCUCGAAACGAAGACAGUGAAAGAUUUCUUGGAGGACAUGAGCAACACCAUGACCCAAUACAGAAAGACCAAGAUUGAGCAUCAACGAGCGCGGAAAGAAGCGUUGGCCAAGUUGAAAGAACUUCAAAUUGAGCGUCGACUACUGGCACCAGAGCCUGAGAAGUCUCCUAGUCCCGUGCCUGAGCUCGAAGAUGCCAUGGAGGUUGACAAGGCUGAAGAGGGUGGCAUUUCCAUUCCUGACUCGGAAGAUGAAGAACCCGUCCUGACGCGUUCCCUGCGGCGUGGCACCGACCGUGCUGCCGAACGGAAGAGAAAACGUGAACAGGAGCAAGAACGGAGAGAAAAGGCUGCCGAGGCAAAGCAAAACAAAGGAAGCAAGGAGUACCAGAAAGUUCUCAAGCAGAUCGAAAAGGAACGGGGAAAAGUCCGGGCUGCUGAAGAUGCGAUUAUCGUGGUCGACGGUGAUUUGCGCGAAGCAGAUUGUCCUCGAACGAGAGUUCUGGGUAAGGAUCGCUUCUGUAAUCGAUAUUGGUGGUUUGAACGGAACGCCAUGCCCCACGGUGGCUUGCCGGACAGUUCCACUGCGGAUGCAGAUUAUGCGAAUGGUCGUCUUUGGGUGCAAGGACCGGACGACAUGGAGCGUGAAGGCUUUAUUGAGAUCCCCAAGCAGGACCAGGACGCUUAUUAUCGACGAUUCCAGAUGACACCAGCUGAACGAAAAGCCAUGGAAGAAGGUCCUACCAGAUUGAACAAUGCCAAACAAUGGGGCUUCUAUGAUACAGCGGAAGAGCUGGACAUGUUGAUCGGCUGGCUCGAGUCCCGAGGCGUCCGAGAAGUCAAGCUGCAGAAAGAACUUACUAUGCAGAGAGAUGUUAUCAUCAAACACAUGGAGAAGCGAGCAGCAUACUUGGUACCCCGUGAGAAGUCAGAAGAACCACCGGCAAGGAUGUCGACCAGAACAAAAGCCUAUUUCAAUGACAAGUCUCACCGAUGUCUGCGAUGGAGGAAUACCACGGCUAUUGCGGAGCUCGGCCAUCGACACGUUGAUCCGCCUCCGAAGCCUCGUCCACGCGGCAAGAAGAAUGCUGCAGUUGAAGAGUCGAGAACCGCGUCAACAGCCCUGCCAGUUCUCAAUCGUCAGGGCAAGCCUGUUACCAGACAAGGUACGAGAUACAAUUUCUGAGAAUAAUUUGGGGAGGUUUUUGUGAUUGUAAGAAGACGAAUGAUGCCACGAUCCAAGAAAAGGUUGCAGACUAGACAGCAUGGCGUUUGAGGUAUGGGAAACGACAAGACUUUGGGGAGGUACCAUUAUUUUUGCUUGGGCUGCUUCGUCGGGCAAUUGAUCUUGUCCGAUCCGCCACCAGUGGCAUUUGACGGCUUGAAGACAUUUUCGACUAUGCUGGACCUGUCGAGUGCGGUUACUUUGUUUUUUUUUAACGACUGGGGAGGCUAUGUUAGAGAAUGAAGUCAUCAUCAAGGUGAACAAGGCCCAUUCGGCUCUGUCUGAUAUUGAAUAUGAUAGUGAGGAACAUCCCUACCGAGUUAUCAAAGUGUAUGUGUAAGAUGAACAAGGCAGCUUGUAU
Exophiala xenobiotica is the source of this 3809-nucleotide messenger RNA. RefSeq lists its product as uncharacterized. The record is from RefSeq and is a predicted model, not a curated record. Lineage: Eukaryota; Fungi; Ascomycota; Eurotiomycetes; Chaetothyriales; Herpotrichiellaceae. The transcript is spliced from 2 exons. Bases 332 to 3409 code for a protein of 1025 amino acids.